Messenger RNA from Fundulus heteroclitus (mummichog), 1091 nucleotides. RefSeq names its product V-set domain-containing T-cell activation inhibitor 1. Gene Ontology annotation, biological process: immune response; positive regulation of T cell proliferation; cellular response to lipopolysaccharide. Bases 90 to 584 code for a protein of 164 amino acids. The transcript is spliced from 4 exons. Lineage: Eukaryota; Metazoa; Chordata; Actinopteri; Cyprinodontiformes; Fundulidae. The record is from RefSeq and is a predicted model, not a curated record. Gene Ontology annotation, cellular component: external side of plasma membrane.
AGUUCAUCCGUAGCUCUGGAGGUGAAGUUGGUAGCAGUUCCUGUAUGUGAAGAGCUGUAAGGAUCUAUUUAUUGGUCUCUGACUGGAAGAUGAAGAUGUUGGUGGUGUUUGGGAUCGUCCUGCACGUGUCCCUACAUAGUAGCCUGGCUGCAGUGAUUGAGGUCUAUGGAGAGGCUGAGUCUGCCCUGCUGCCCUGCUUCUAUGGAGGAUCACUUCCUGAAAAAGAUCCCUCGGUGAUUUGGACUCGUAAUGAUCACAACCCCAAGGUGUUCCACCUACGAGAAGGAGGAGAUGAUCCAGGAGGACAAAACCAGAUCUACAAAGGAAGAACAUCAAUGACUCCUGAUGCUUUGCAAACUAGAAACUUUAGCCUCACAUUUAGCAACCUUCUACUGUCUGACAGUGGAAACUACAUCUGCAGCAUCAGUGAUGGAAUAAAGGAGCUAAAACUGACUGAGGUCCAGCUGAACGUCAAAGAUGAUCAGGAGGUGGUGAACGUGAGAAAAGAGGCAGAAUCUGUCGUCCUGCCCUGUAAAACAUCUGCUGGUUUGCCAAAGGACACCAGAGUGGAGUGGAUCCGAUAAGAACCAGAAUUUAUGCUUGUUUAUGUGUAUCCAACCACAAGCAGCCAUCAUGCAGAACAGCAUGAUUUUUACCAUGGUCGUACGAGGAUGAAUGAAGACCUGCUGAGAACUGGAAACCUCAGCCUGACCCUGGAGUACCCCACUGACAGAGACCAUGGACGGUACAUCUGCACCGUCCACAGAAACAAGGACAUCCUCAGACAGAGAGUGGCUCUGGAACAAGUCCAACCUCUGGACCCAGGUACAAUGUCAGGUCUGCAAGUUAAAGCUCUAGAUGGAGGUCAAAGGUCAGAUGUUCAGUAGUCUUUGUUUUCCCACAGAAGGUUUACCAGCCUGGUCCAUAGCUGUACCGGUAGUGGUGGUUCUCCUGGUUCUCCUGGUUCUCUUGGGGUCUGCAGGUGCUUUGUUUUAUUUCCGGCACUGUUUCAUGUCAGAAUACAAGGUGGAGGUGGAUUCAGGGGUGGAGUCUGUCCUGCUGCCCUGCAGAACCAUAGUUCACCUGCCUGU